CCUCCUCCCACUCCCCUGCUAUGGCUAUCAAAAAUUGAAAUCGCUAAUUAAUCAUAUCUAUCUUAUAAAUACCAAUAGAAACAAUUUACAAUCUUCAGGAAGAUAAGGCAACUUAACAGGUCUAUGCAGAGGCGGAGCUAGAAUUUCAAGCUUAUGAGUUCAACAUUCUAAACCUUUUAAGUUACUGAGUUCUAAAUUAUUAAUUUAUAACUAAUUAAUGAAUUUUUCAAGACACAGUCAGGGUUUGAACCAAAGCUACUGGGUUUACCCACAAUGCUAGCACAGCGCCUGGGUCUAUGAUAUUAAAGAUAAAGAAAGUAAUAAGAUUGUAUCCAUCUUGAAAGCUUGUUAGUUGACAAAAUAGUAUUUGUGUGACAGGACAACAAUAAUUAGGCCUUAGUCCCAAAUAAAGUUGGGGUCGGCUGUUUGUGUGACAGGGUUAAGAAAAAAUGAUGAGACUACAAACUUAUGCCGGGCUUAGUGUAAUAGCUACACUAGCUGCUAUUUAUCAUGCCUUUAGCAGUAGAGGCCAGUUUUACCCAGCAAUGGUUUAUUUAUCGACAUCUAAGAUCAGUCUGGUGCUUCUCCUCAACAUGGGUCUCGCCAUUAUGUGCUUUUUAUGGCAGCUGACCAAGAAAGUUUUCCUUGGUACUCUUCGGGAGGUAGAGGUGGAGAGGCUAAAUGAACAAUCAUGGCGGGAACUCAUGGAAAUACUUUUUGCAAUUACUAUUUUCCGGCAAGACUUCUCUGUGAUGUUUCUUGCCAUGGUUACCAGACUAUUGUUUAUCAAGUCUUUGCAUUGGUUGGCUCAGAAACGGGUUGAGUAUAUUGAAACAACUCCAGCGGUUACUAAGUUGUCCCACAUUCGGAUAGUCUCUUUGAUGGGCUUCCUCCUCCUCAUUGAUAGUAUCUUUUUGUACAACUACAUGAACCAUUUGAUACAGACAAGACAGGCUUCUGUUUCUCUCUUCUUUGCAUUUGAGUACAUGAUACUCACUACAACAACUGUUGCAACAUUUGUGAAAUAUGUAUUCCAUGUAUGUGACAUGCUUAUGGAAGGACAAUGGGAAAGGAAGGCCGUAUAUACUUUCUACUUGGAGCUUAUUCGGGACUUGCUCCACUUGACUAUGUACAUGUGCUUCUUCCUCAUGAUUUUCGUCAAUUAUGGUGUGCCUCUGCACUUGAUUCGGGAACUUUAUGAGACAUUCCGCAACUUCAAGAGUCGAGUUGCUGAUUACAUACGCUAUCGAAAAAUCACUUCAAAUAUGAAUGAUCGUUUUCCAGAUGCUACACCGGAAGAGCUCAAUGGAGGUGAUACCAUCUGUAUCAUCUGUCGUGAGGAGAUGAUCACUGCCAAGAAACUUGUUUGUGGACAUCUCUUUCAUGUUAAUUGCCUCCGGUCAUGGCUAGAACGUCAGCACACAUGUCCUACAUGCAGAGCCCUUGUUGUACCACCUGAAAAUGGGACGAAUGUUGCACGAUCUCGAUAUGCUCAGCAAGGCCCAGGAACAAGUUUUACACCUCAAGGUUCGCAAGCAGAUCCCAGGACAAACAGCCAUGUUAGCCAGCACCAGGCUAGACUCCAAGCUGCAGCUGCUGCUGCUGCAAUUUAUGAGAAGUCCAUUGUUUAUCCUUCUGCACAGAUUCUACCCUGCUAUGUUGGUGCUAACAUGCCUUUUGGAGAUAGUUCUUGGAACAACCUUAGUACUUCAGAUACUCAGCUGGAGGCCCAUAGGAUAUUCUUACAGCAGCAGAUUGAGGUUCUGCGAAGCCAGCUCAUGCUUCUACAGAGUUCAAAGACGCAGAAAGCAGCUGCUGCUGUAGGAGCUUCAGAUGGCAAGGGAAAAGCAAUUUCGUUUGAGAGUGCUCAAAAAGGACAGGCUGAAGGUGCAGAUAUUUAAGGCUUGAUCAUCUGUAUAUAAAGUGCAGGUUGAAUUGUGGACAUUCAGUUAGAAUGGCAGCUGAACAAUGCUAUUUGUUAGAGGAUCUGUCAGUUGUGUUUUCUCUAGCGAUCUGGAAAUAGUUAUAUUGCUGGUAAGAGAGAUGAUUUCUGUCUUGUGAUGUAUUUGGUUCUAGAGGAUCUCCAAUUCAUGCAUCCCUGUAGAGUCUCCACUUCACUUAGGUACACAUCAGUUCAUUUAACUGAAUUUGGUCCAUUAGCAAACUAGGUAAACAGGUAUGACAAGAAUGUUUAUAUUUUAGCACAAGAUCAGGAAAACUGAAAUUAUCAGUAUCAAAUGCGCAAUAACAAUAUUUGUUCAUCCUUAAACUCAUAACAUACAGGCUACAGCAAACUUCCAUUGUGCUAUCUUUAUCAUAAAUGGCAACUUCAAACCAAAACUGCCUUACAGGUCAGACAGGUUCUUGAAUUGGCCUCCUUAUUUCAGCACCAGGAAUAGGUGUUAUAUGUACAGGGCAUUGACUUGUUGCGAGGAAAUAAUUAUUGUUUACUGGUGGAAGUAGUGGUGUAUUUUCUCAUAGAGAUGCAGUAAGUAUGAUAUUUGGUCAAAGAUAUGUAAGGGAAAUUGGCACAAACUCAUUUUUUGAGAAAGCAAAUGGUUCUCUCU
This is a messenger RNA of Nicotiana attenuata, 2567 nucleotides long. Its product is annotated as ERAD-associated E3 ubiquitin-protein ligase HRD1B-like. The record is from RefSeq and is a predicted model, not a curated record. The transcript has 8 exons. Bases 450 to 1901 code for a protein of 483 amino acids. NCBI's taxonomy places the organism in Eukaryota, Viridiplantae, Streptophyta, Magnoliopsida, Solanales, Solanaceae.